UGUUCGCGGAAUAUUGAAUCGAUAGAUUUGGCGAACUUACCCUAACCCUACAUCUGCAUCUCUUCCGCAAUCAAGAUUUCAUCGCUGUACCUCCUCUACCCUAAUUCUGUUCGUUAACCCUAAACCCAGCGACUAUGCCCGGUGAUUCGAUUGAACCAACGCGCCGCAAGCACCGCCGAUCCUCCUCCCCCGACGACGCGGAGGAGCAAUCCAAACGCCGCAAACAUCGCCAUCAUCACCGCCACCGCCACCGGAGUAGCAAAGAAAAAGCAGAAACGACCAAGCUGGAAGAAUUGGAUGGUGAUAGAAUCGAUGAUACCGAGGUUGAAUUAAUGAAAUUGGAAAGCACUACGGAGAACGGUGUAGGUUCUUUGAGCGAAGUUCCGGUGAAGCGUAAUGAUUUUUCUGGGUUUGAUUAUGAGAUGGAGGAAGGCGAGAUUGUGGAGGAUGAUGGUUUGGUUGAUUUUGUUAAUGAUGAUUCUGACAAGUUCAAAAAGGAUGUUGGGUUUGGGGAUAUUAAGAAGAAUCCACAGUCUGAUGUUGAGUUUCGGGAAAUUAAGAAGAACGGAUGUGAUGAUUUUAACAUGGUUCUUUCGGUAUCUGUUGCAUAUGUUUGUUUCAUGAAUAUGGUUUUUGUGUUUUCUUAUAACGUCGUCUUUCAAUUUGUAUAUGAAAUUUUCCACAUUGCCAAGUGUUACCAGAGGAGAGGAAACAUCGGAGUGGAUCUGACGAUGAACGGACUGUUAGAGAUGCCAACUUACAGACCCAGCUGCAGGGACAUAAAGGAUAAAGAACGGGAGCUAGUGGAUACAGAGGGAGAAUCUUCAGCACAAGUGAUAUCUGCUGAAGUUCUACCGGAAAACUCUGACAAUCAGGCCGAAGGAGCAGAUGAUUAUGUUCCUGAACCGUCCUUUGCUGUGGGGAAAUCGCCUUCACAAAAUGGUCUUUCAACUGUUGAAAUGGCCACUGGAACUGGUGGGCUAGGAGAGGGUACCCCCAAGAGCGAGAGAUCCAAUGAUAUGUUCUGUGAUGAUAUUUUUGGAGAAUCACCUGCCGGAGCUCGUAAAGCGGGUAAAGGGGAUGGUGUAGCUGCUGAAAAGAGUGGACUUAAUGACAAUUGGGAUGACGCUGAAGGUUACUAUGGCUACCGUUUUGGGGAAGUACUUGAUGGCCGUUAUGAGAUAAUAGCUGCCCACGGAAAAGGUGUAUUUUCAACUGUUGUUCGAGCAAAGGAUCUAAAGGCAAAAUCUGAUGAUGCUGAAGAAGUAGCAAUCAAAAUCAUACGUAACAAUGAAACAAUGUAUAAGGCAGGUAUGGAAGAGUUGGUCAUUCUAAAGAAGUUAGUCGGUGCUGACCCUGAGAGAAAGCGCCAUUGUGUUCGUUUUCUUUCUACCUUCAAGUACAGGAACCAUCUAUGCUUAGUUUUUGAAUCUCUUCAUAUGAAUUUACGUGAAGUUCUGAAGAAAUUUGGUCGUAAUAUUGGCCUGAAGCUUACAGCUGUGAGGGCAUAUGCUAAGCAACUAUUCAUAGCAUUGAAACACCUGAAAAAUUGUGGUGUUCUUCAUUGUGAUAUCAAACCAGAUAAUAUGCUGGUGAAUGAUGCAAAAAAUGUGUUGAAGCUUUGCGACUUCGGUAAUGCCAUGUUUGCUGGUAAAAAUGAAAUCACACCAUAUCUUGUUAGCCGUUUUUAUCGUGCCCCUGAGAUAAUUCUAGGACUAUCAUAUGACCAUCCUAUGGAUAUUUGGUCAGUUGGUUGCUGUUUGUUUGAGCUUUACACCGGGAAGGUCCUAUUUCCUGGUGCUACUAACAAUGACAUGCUUCGUCUUCACAUGGAACUGAAAGGUCCUUUCCCGAAAAAGAUGCUGCGUAAGGGAGCAUUUACUGAUCAGCACUUUGACCAGGAUCUAAAUUUUCUUGCAACAGAUGAGGAUCCAGUCUCCAAAAAGCCGAUAAGGAGGUUGAUUGUGAAUAUCAAGCCAAAAGACUUUAGCACAUUAAUUUCAGGAUCCCCGGGCGACGAUCCAAAAAUGGUUGCUAAUUUUAGAGAUCUUAUGGAAAAGAUAUUUGUCUUGGAUCCAGAUAAGAGGAUGAAUGUAUCACAGGCCUUGAGCCAUCCUUUCAUCACGGGCAAGUGAACCAUGAUGAUGAUUUCUGACUACAGAACUGCUGUUGCAUUAGAUACUCAUGCAUUUGGUCUCGUCUCAAUACUGAAUUAUCUAAUUGGACAUUUAUCUGUCUUUGUCUUCUGUCUGGGAGCGAGAGUUCAGGAGACAUUGAAUGGGGCAUGGUUGGAGUUCUUUGAGAUGAUCUUGGGGAAGGCAGUUAUGGAGUUCUAUCCAUGGAUUGUUUUCUGUUUCUAUUGACCCUUCAUAUGCUAUGAGGAAACUGUUCAAUGGUUUAGAUGAUUAAAGGCAUUCUGGAGAAGGACUGUAUGCCCUGAAGAUGUUUGGAUACUGCUCUGGAGCAUGAAAUAACUCAUGUUGAGCAUCCCUUCACACUGGUAAGUGAUUAUGUGUUGCCUAUUGUCUUCAGUCUCUUUCUUUUUUAGCUGCUAAUCAGGUUUCUGAUGCUAAGACGUCCUUGGCAUCAUGUUCAUCUAUUUAUUCGAUUUCAUUCAAAUGACUGCCCAAUUCGUUUCCAUUUUUUUGAUUGACAAACCCUGUGUCACCUUCAUUAGGCUCAUUUGAUCUAGAAUCAAUUAUGUCUCUGUCUUUUAAGUUACUGUUACUUGUGGCAAGCUUAUAAUCAAUAUUCUCGUCUCAUUGAUAUUUUGUUGGGGAUUCUUCUUCAACUAUAAUGUUUCUGCGUUCGUUGAAAAUAUGAUGCAAACGUGUACCUGUGAAGAGCAACGAUGCUAAGCUGGUUUCAUAAAGCAUAAAUACCUUAGGAAUUGUGUACUUGACUAAACUUCCCAAUCUCCGAAAUUCAAUUUUGAUUGCCGGAGACUCACAAGUAGUGAUGCAUUAUCUUGUUUCAUUUGUCCAUGAGCAAAUGUAUAGAGACUAAAUCUGUGAUUGAUGUGUUCUUGGUCUUAUUUCUCCUUCA
Molecule: messenger RNA, 3045 nt
Organism: Salvia hispanica
Lineage: Eukaryota; Viridiplantae; Streptophyta; Magnoliopsida; Lamiales; Lamiaceae
Source: RefSeq, a predicted model, not a curated record